GCGCUGCGGCAGGCGGUGGCACUCAUUCGAGGCCGCCAGCAGCACCGAAACACUUCUGCCUUGGCCAUCCCGGCGCAGCCGAUCAUGUCUUUGAGGAGCAGCUUGUCGCGUCUUCUUCGGACGCAAGUGCAUUCUGUCUUGAAGAAAUCCGUCCACUCUGUGGCUGUGAUAGGAGCCCCUUUCUCUCAGGGACAGAAAAGAAAAGGAGUGGAAUAUGGUCCAGCUGCUGUUAGAGAAGCUGGCUUGCUGAAAAGACUCUCUGAUUUGGGCUGCCGCCUAAAAGACUUUGGAGACUUGAGUUUUACUCCUGUGCCCAAAGAUGAUCUCUACAACAACCUGAUAGUGAACCCACGCUCUGUGGGCCUUGCCAACCAGGAACUGGCAGAGGUGGUCAGCAGAGCAGUAUCAGGUGGCUACAGCUGUGUCACUGUGGGAGGAGACCACAGCCUGGCGAUUGGUACCAUUAGUGGCCACGCCCGGCACUGCCCGGACCUUUGUGUCAUCUGGGUUGAUGCCCAUGCUGACAUCAAUACACCCCUUACAACUUCAUCAGGAAACCUUCAUGGACAGCCAGUUGCAUUUCUUCUCAGAGAACUACAGGACAAGGUGCCACAACUCCCAGGAUUUUCCUGGAUCAAACCUUGUAUCUCUUCCCCAAGUAUUGUGUAUAUUGGCCUAAGGGAUGUGGAUCCUCCUGAACAUUUUAUUUUAAAGAACUAUGAUAUUCAAUAUUUUUCCAUGAGGGAUAUUGAUCGACUUGGUAUUCAGAAGGUCAUGGAACAGACAUUUGAUCUGCUGAUUGGCAAGAGACAAAGGCCAAUUCAUCUGAGUUUUGAUAUUGACGCAUUUGACCCUACACUGGCUCCAGCCACAGGAACCCCUGUUGUAGGGGGACUGACAUAUAGAGAAGGCAUGUAUAUUACAGAGGAAAUACACAAUACAGGGUUGCUGUCAGCAUUGGAUCUUGUUGAAGUCAAUCCUCAGUUGGCCACUUCAGAUGAAGAGGCAAAGGCUACGGCUAGCCUGGCAGUAGAUGUGAUUGCUUCAAGUUUUGGUCAGACAAGGGAAGGAGGACACACUGUCUAUGACCAACUUCCUACUCCCAGUUCACCAGAUGAAUCAGAAAAUGAAGAACGUGUGAGAAUUUAAGAAACUGUGCACUGGCACAUUUCACAAUGGGCAUUCUAGUGUUGCAAAGAAUUUAAGGGGACAGAUUUUAAAUGGUUGGUUGGAUUGGCAUUGCCUUAAUGAGAACAUCUAUCCAUUUUCACAGUUGUAAAGUUUCUCCUCUCCAUUUUGGUGACCAACAAUACUAGUGUAAAUGUAUUUUUUUUUUUUUUUUGAAAUUUACAAGGUAUUGAUAUGUUACACUACUAUGUAAAUUUGCAGAAGUCAUAAACCGCAUUUAUUACCUUGGUAUAUCAUACUGGUCUUGUCAAUGUUCCUUCAUAUCUAUGUGGUUUUUCUGGCUGCCAUUCCUCCUCCCAGUCUGGCUACACAGUGCAUCCUUUAACUGUUAGCCCACGGCGGCAACAUGCUUAUUCCAUUCCCUAACAACAUUCAUCCACAGGGUCAAGGUUCUGGUCCACAAACCUUACCCUGUAGCAAUUUCAAUGCUUGCGAAAGAAUUUGUAAUAAACCAGGCCUCCCAGGAUAGCUAGCUCCAAUAAGAUGAUGACAGAAAGCAGCAGCUUGUUGGUUGUCACUCUACAAAGAGAAGCAGAACAAGUAGUAGUCAGUAGUCUGGACAGCUUAUUUCUUGCUGUUCUUAAUAUUCUGAGGACACAGAGUUUUUGUUUAAAUACAGAGACAUUUAGCAGUAAGUACUCAUAAGGUUCUUUGGCUUGGAAGCGGCAACUCCAAAGGUUCUUUAGCUGUAAUUCAGAAAUAACACUGUCUACCUCAGAGAAAUGUGGACCACUACAAUUUUAAAUACCAAAGCAUAAAAAUGGUUUCUCGGUUCUAAAAUGUCUUCAAAUCAUAUUUCAAACAGCAGCAAUACAAUACCACUAUCUAGCCAUAUAGAGCCACAUUGGUUAUAUUCCACAGCUAUGAGUGUAGGCUAGAUGAAGAGUUUGGGACAAACCCUCCUGUGUCAAAGUCCAAUUCAUGGAUGGGUUGUGCUUUUAGAAAAAGUAACUAGAAGCCUGGGUACUGCCGUUCAAACUUCCCUUUUUUACUUUGUUCCUAUUUCUUCUGCUUUGCUGUGCUCUCCUAACCAAGUGGGAUCUUUUAUUUUGUGUAUAUAUGUUUUAAAAAGUAGUGUAUCUUUUGCUUACACAAAGAGUUCAAUCUCUGGCUUUCAUGUUCAUCUUGGGUUUCUCCUUAUUCCACAAGGAAUUUCCUAUUAUUUAGGAAAACUCUACCCUUCCCGUUAGUUCCAUGAACCAGGAUGUCAUUUCGUUUCAUGCUAGGCCACAUGUGUCCAAGGUCAUGCAUACUAACCCACUUAUCCCCAAUUUCAGCCUCAAGGCAAUACUUCCCUUCAGUCCUGGUUUUGCUGCUGUUAGUACCUACCUCAAAAGCUUUGUUUUGUUUUUAAUUUAUACUUCUUGCUAACAUGACAGGACUCCCAAAAAAUAGCCUCACUCACAUGAAGGGUAAGCAGAGCCAAAAGCCAGGACUAAGCAAUAACAGUGAAAACUGUUUUAUAAUCAAGUUUUUACAAAUAUAUUUCAAGUAAAGCUCUAUCAGUCCUAAGUGUCAGCUUAUAUUCAGGAAUAUAAGCUGAGAUUAAACAUUCUUUCAGUGGACAAAUUUUCGACUGCUGCAAAUCAGAAUAAUAAAUAAUUUUAACAAAGGAUUUUAUCCUGAAAUAUUUUACUAUAAAAACUAUAUUCCUCUAUCUGCUGGGUGGUACUGAGUAUGGGAGGAUUAUAUACAAUCAAGCACCUAGGGGAUUUAUUAGGACUCUGCCACUGUUUUUACACUUUCUUGAUUGAAAGACAUUAAGUUAAAAGAAAUUUAUUUUGUGACUUUUAAAAACUUACUUUCUGGACAUUGAACGGAGAAUCUUUCGACUUUUGCUCAAGUUUUCACUUGUGUUUACCAGCUGAGAAGAGAAAAUAGCAAUUAUUUUCUCCUUCUUUCAAAAGUACAUACCGUAUAGAAUUUGAACAUUCCUAAACUACUAGUGGGUAUUAAGAAGUAUAUGUUGAAAAAUGCCUAGAAAUCAAACCAAUUUAAAUUAUAGCCUCUCAGUACAAGGAACAGAAUCUGGAAAGGAAAAGAUACUUUAGUACUUAUCAAGGAGGUGUGGUAAUCAUUAUAUUCCAAAGUUGCUGUGGGGUUGUAGACUUUUGGCUAGAACUACUUUCACCUUGGCUAUUCAAAAUAGUAAAGGCAUUUGGUGUAUCCAGCCAGUGACUAUGAAGUAAUUUAAGAUUGCAAUUUCAUCAGCCAAGUUCCAGAAAAGCCUUCUGAAUUGGUGUUUGUUUUCAUAGGCUGGUGGGUUAUCACUUUAGAAUGUGUUAAAAAUUUUUUUUUUGCUUACCCCUUUGAAGCAGUUACACUGAAUUGUGAAGGAAAUUAGCCCCCAUGGACCCUUCCCUUUUGAUUGCCUGUUACUAAUCUAGAUAGCUAGAGGACAUUUCAAUGGCUGCUCCUUGUCAUCUGUUCCCAGAUGAUCAAUAUAUUCAUGGCUUUGAUAUAUUGAUCUCUCAGUGCAUUCUUUGGCUUUUAUUUUUUUUGGUGGUACUGGGAAUUAAAACCAGGGUGGGUGUCAUUCUAUCUAUAUCUCCAGCCCUCUUUAAACAUUUUAAUUUUGAGAAAGGUUCUCACUAAAUUGCUGAGGCUGGUGUUGAACUUGCAAUUCUCUUGCUUCAGCCUCCCAACUUGCUGUAAUUACAAGUGUACAUGACUGUGCCCAGCUCACUCUGUGGCUUUUAACUUUAACCAAAACACCUGGUGUGUUCAAAAUUCAGAAUCCACACAAUUUGUUGGUAAGUUAUUCUCCAUAGCUUGCUUUGAAUUUAGCAUUUUAUCGUGAAUUUUCACAUAAGAAGGAAUGGAAUCACUGAUUAAUUUUAAGAAUGAAGAAUUGCAGCUAUCAAAAUGUGUAAGAAAGAUCUCCUCGCUGGCUAGUGCACGCCUAUAAUGCCAGCUACUCAGAAGGCUAAGGCAAGAAAAUUACAAGUUCACGCCAACCUAGUAAGACCCUGUCUCCAAAAAAGGCUGGGGCUGUAGCUCAGUUUAGAGUACCCCUGGGUUCAAUCCCCAGUACCUGCUCCCAACCCAAUCCUCAAAUCCCCAUAUGAUGCUAAUAUUUUCCUGUCUAAAUCUUGGACCCAAUAUCUGCUUUUCAAUUUGAAUUUGCUACAGCCUAUUAAGAAUAUAGCAUUCUGCUGGCAAACUACUAUUUUUAAAAUUUCUCUGUAGAUUAACUCAUAUAUAGAAAGGAAGGAAUAAGUUAUUUCCCAGAGUUUCUUAAGAGUGACAGCAUAUUACAGGAAUCCAAUAGUCAUCAUUGAAUUUCUUCUAUUUAUUUUCUUCCCACAAUGAUCCAACUUACCUUGGUAACAGUAAAGGAUUAUAGUCCAGUAUUGAAUUAUAAUUUAUAAAUCUAUACACUAUGAAAAGUACUAUAUUUGACAUUUGGAAAAGAGUCUUGGUUCUAAAGGAUAGGGUCAUAUACAUUGAUGCCGUUUUCAUAAGAACAUCAAAUUAUCCCCCUAGGUGUGAGAAAUUAAAAUCUCUCAGUGACUGAAUCCUUACAUGCCUCUUUAAAAAAAUUUUUUUUUGUAAUAAUGUCUAAGUCUUACGAGUAAAAUUAUUUCUAAGGGAGACCCUCUCUUACCCAAGCAACCUAAAAAAAAAAAAAGAUUAUUCUCUAAAUUUAGAACUGUUGUAGCUUUCUGGAUUUAGGAUGAGGACAUCUGGGUAUGUGGACUUACCUACUUUCCCCAUUCCAGUCCCUUGUCCCUGCCUGGACAGACUUACUCUGUUCUUGGUACGUUCCAGCUGGUCUCUUUGUUCCCCCAGCUCUUCUAUGAUUUCUGAGCCAAUCUGGUCAGUCUCUGUAGCAAUCCGAUGAGAACGUUCAAUACUUUGAGUGGCCCUGUUUAGGCUUUCAGUGCCUUGCAGAAGCAAUGCCCUUUGUGACUGUAGCCGAUUCUGACAGGAGCAUGGAAAGGAAAUGUUAGACUUCUUCCAUUAUCAAUUCAUUGCCAGCAUGCUCCUUACAACCUUAUGUAAAAAGGAAUAUAGGGGACAAUAGCUCCCUGGUAUCCACAAUGGAUUGAUUCUAGGACCCAUGAGGAUGCCAAAAUCCACAUAUGCUCAAAUUUCUUAUAUAAAAUGGUAUGGUAGGACUGGAGUUGUGGCUCAGUGGUAGAGCACUUGCCUGGCAUGUGUGAGGCCCUGGGUUCGAUACUUGGCAUCACAUAUAAAUAAAUAAAAGAUAAACUAAAGAAAUACUUUAAAAAAAAAAUAAAAUGGUAUAGUAAUUGCAUAUGACAUAUGCACACCCUUCGUAUACAUUAAAUCAUCUCUACGUUACAGAUAAUAUCUGAUACAAUGUAAAUAUUAUAUAAAUAGUUUAUUGUUUAGAAAAUCAUGACAAGAAAAGUCUAUACAUGUACAGCACAGAUUUAAAAAAAUAUUUUCAAUCCAAGGUUGGUUGAAUGAUCAGAUGCAGUGGAUAGGGAGGGCUAACUGUACUUUUAAGCAGAAUCAAAGUUGCUAAUAAACUAUAAAAAUCAUGUUCAAGGUCAGUCUGAGGUAGAACCUGAAGUCCAAUCAGCCAGAUCACAGGUUACCUACACUGCUUGUUAAACUUAAGUAAGGUAAGAAGACUGGGGGGUGGGGGGGGGAGCAUUUUUCCUGUGGACCAGUUCAAAUUCAGCAUAAACACAUGCCUUUCAGACUAGCACCUUCAGAAAGGUGGCAGCCUAGAUUAGGGAUCAGGAGCUACCUGAUUAUGCAUAUAGCCUAUAACUUGACAGUGCUUCAUAAGAAAACUAAUCUUUAAAGUCCUAGAAAAAGACUAAUUUGCUAUAGAUUCCCACUUGACUGGUACUGAAGAUUUAUUUGGGUACUAUGAAUAAGCUAUUCUUUUUUAGCACAUAAAGAAAUUAUUUAGAACAGAUUCUACCACAUUCUGGAAAAAACUUAGGUGGUCACCACACUCUUGGUGACAACCCCCACCACACUCUGCCUCCUGCCAAAGAAUUUCAUCUCGGGUCAACCAGACACAUACACAACUUUGAACUUGCCACACUGGUGAUUAGGUCUCAGGGCAGGUAGUAUUUGGGGCUGAAAUAAGCUUUCCCAGCUGCCCUAAUUUUCUAAAUUCCAACUUAAAUUUUAUUCUACCUACAAUCCUAAACACAGAUAGCACGUGGACAAAAGUAGCCUUUGUCAGGCCAGGAGUAACCAUGAAUAGAAAUGCGUGCAGUUCUUAGCUAUUCAAAGUCUACACAAUCUGAAGGGGACCAACUCUCAAAGGCUUUUUACAAAGGAAGUGACCACUAGCAAUAGAACUUAAAAAGACAUCAUUGCGAAGUGGAUUCUUGCCAGGCAUAGUGGCACGUGCCUGUAAUCUCAAUGACUUGGGAGGCCGAAACAGGAGGGAUUGCAAAUUUGAGGUCAGCCUGGACAACUUAGCAAGAUCCUGUCUCAGAUAAUAAAAAGGACUGGGGAUGUGCUUUAGUGGUACAGUGUCCCUGGGUUCAAUCCCCAGUACUGGGGGUAUUGGGAACAACAAAACUAAGUGGGUUCUCAGAGCAAAAGUAGCAAGAAGCAUUUUCUUUCUUUCUUUUUUUGUACCAAGGGUUGAACUCAGGGGCACUUACCCACUGAGUCACAUCCAGAGAUAGGGUCUCGCUGAUUUGUUUAGGGCCUCACUAAGUUGCUGAGGCUAGCUUUGAACUUGUGAUCUUCCUACCUCAGCCUCCCGAGCUGCUGGGAUUACGUGUAUGUGCCACCACACCUGGUAUAAGAAGCAUUUUCUCUUAGCAAGUAGCAUACAGAUCAGUGGAUGAGGAAACCACUGAAUGAGGCACAAAUAAACCUAGUUUACAUUUGCUCAAAGGAAGGAGAAAAAAAAUGCUUAAGAAAAAGAUGCAGAUUUUCAAAUGAUUAGGCUGAAGAGCAAAAUAUCACAUAAAUCAGCCUCAGACAGAUUUGGGACAACUCUACUGAAAGCAGUACAUGUAAUCUAUAUUAUGAUUUAUGGUGCUGGGCCUGGUGGCAUGUGCCUAAGAGUUCUAGGUACUCAGAAUGCUAAGGAAAAAAUACCAUUUGAGCCCAGGAGUUUGAGGGCAGCCUGGAAAACAGAGUGAUACUCACCUCUUAAAAAAAAAAAUUAUGAUUUAAAAUUUCUGAAACUAGUAAUUAUAAACCCCUCUAGGUUUCUGGUAACAAAUGACCAAAGUCACUUUUAUAAUUCCUACUUUCCUGACUUUUUCCAGUCUGUUUUCACAUGUGAUUUUAUGUACAUUCAUUUGAAACUUUUACAUCAUUCUCAAAAUAUGG
This is a messenger RNA of Sciurus carolinensis (gray squirrel), 7473 nucleotides long. RefSeq names its product arginase 2 (gene Arg2). Gene Ontology annotation, molecular function: arginase activity; manganese ion binding. The record is from RefSeq and is a predicted model, not a curated record. The coding region runs from base 85 to 1149 and encodes 354 amino acids. Lineage: Eukaryota; Metazoa; Chordata; Mammalia; Rodentia; Sciuridae. The transcript has 8 exons. Gene Ontology annotation, cellular component: mitochondrion; cytoplasm.